This is a messenger RNA of Capronia epimyces CBS 606.96, 1353 nucleotides long. RefSeq lists its product as uncharacterized. The record is from RefSeq and is a predicted model, not a curated record. NCBI's taxonomy places the organism in Eukaryota, Fungi, Ascomycota, Eurotiomycetes, Chaetothyriales, Herpotrichiellaceae. Bases 1 to 1353 code for a protein of 450 amino acids. The transcript has a single exon.
AUGACGUCCUAUGGCAGCCUUGUGCUGCUCACGUCCCUUCUGUUCGAAGUCUUAGCCCUGAACAACCUCUCCGACACUCGACUCAAAGUGAUGGCGACCACAGCCAGCCUCUAUGCGCUCGUCUACUUCCUGAUCAGUCCCCCGCCGGGGUCGUUCAUGGCCGUGUGGCCGCUCGGCAUGAACAUCCACGGCCUGGUGCAACGCUGUAUUAGUUACUUGUGGCUGAGAAGCCCGACGGAGCUGGUGCGAAAGGAGAAGGAGAAAGAGAAGGGGGGCGAGAAGGGCCAGAAAAGAAAAAGAGUCAAGUUCUCGGGGGAGGGAGAGGAACUCGAACUUGACCGUGACGUCCCUGACAUCAGUGUCCUGGACGCGCUCGAUGUCGCCACCACCUUUCGCGGCGUAGGCUGGUUCGUCAAGCCCCUUUUCCUGCAAAGUCCUUGCAAGUCCUCUGCAGUUAACAAGCAUCCCUUACCACGGACCUAUAGCCAUGAUGGUACUUUCAGUCAUGAAAACCUCUUUGCUAACAUGAGAACAAUCAAUAGGCGGUUCGAGGCCAAAGGUCUUCCAGCUCGUGGUUCGUCAACCUCGUCAUCUCGCAUCAGCUUCGCCCUCUCCCAGCUGCUGAGUGCGGCCCUGAGGUUCCUCGCCCUCGACCUCGGCAUCACGUACGUCAACAAGUCCAUGUCAAGCCUGGACCUGGACCAGGUUUCCAUCGCCCGGCGCCUGGCUCUGGGCGCUCUCAUGAUGCUCUACGUCCGCUGGACCAUGGACAUCCCCUUCCGAGUGGCGUCUGGGCUGUUUGUUCUGGCCGGCGUCCACACCGCGGAAGAAUGGCCCCCCUUGUUCGGCGACUGGCAGGACGCCUACACCGUCCGCCGCUUCUGGUCGCACACCUGGCACCAGGGCAUGCGCUUGAUUGCAGAGCCGCCGGUCAACCUGUUCGUACACUCUGUGCUGGGUUUGCAGGCCCACGGCCACAACCACAGCCAGCUCCGCUACUGGGCCAAGGUCUUUGGCAACUUCUUCAUGGCCUUCGUCAACCAUGCCUACGGCCGCAUCCUGGCCGGCGGCGAUCCCAUGAACGACUGGAUCAUGUUUACGCUCCACCCGAUCGCGAUAUGGAUCGAGUCCUCGCUCCGCGACGUCGCCGUUGCCGCCGGUUGGCUGGACAGCCACCAUCGGUCCAGGAUCGAGAUCUACUGCGGCUACAUCUGGGUCGCUGGCUUUGUGUCCUGGACCUUCUUGGAUUUCAUGGACGGUGCUAUUCGCGUGCAUGGCAAUAUUCCCGCUCUUGCCAGUGGCUUGAUUGAGCCGGCGUUUGGCUACAGCUUUUGGACGCCGCUGCUACAGUAA